CCGCAAUCGGCGCAACCCAGGGAGAAGAAAGCGCACAACAAGAACUCAACACACACGCGCUCAUGGCUGUGCCCAAUAUGUGUCUUCCUCCUCAGAGACAGAGUAGCGGAGGGCCCAUGGCCUGUUUGUCGAAUCGGAUGAGGGAGAGCAGCACCGGAUCGGUGCCUUCGGCGUCGUGCUGCCAAUGCGCGACCGGGACGGCCGCAAGUGGGCAGUCAAGAUCCUGCACAAAGACCAUGACUGUGCCCUCCUAGUACGCGAGACCACACGACACCAAUAUUCGACCCACUGUGUGCCUAUCCACACACGCACGUGUGUGUGUGUAGGUUGACGGGUUUCAGCGCACAGGCAAUGACCUGUGGAAGGAGAACCGCGUUACCUCCCGGACUCCAUACCGUUGUGCGACAGGUGAGCAAGGCGAACAAAAGAGAGUGAAUAAAGGGAUCUGCGUCACUCAGGCUCUCCGCCCCUCCGUCUUACCUGUCUGUGCUGUGUCUGCAGGAUGACGAUGCGGAUGUGCGACAUCUGGAGGCUGAACUGAGGCGAAUGAAAUCCGUUCACUCAGAGGUAGCCGCAGCGACGCACAGUGUAUGCAGAAGCAUCAUCCCAUCCAUCUGUGUUGUGUCCGCUUUCAGUUUACUGAUCGCCUCGACAGGGUGCGGCAGGACAUGACGCCUGCCGUCGCAAGCCAGGUGCCUGGCGCCGCCGACUACUUGGCUGUCCUGCAGCAGACCAUGCUGUCGGCGUCGGAUGCACUCGACGACUUGAGCGACCUGUUCAGCGACAUUAGGUGCCAUCCAGACCCGCGGACUCGUCCACGACCGUCGACGCUGCCAACUCCGCUGCCUCCGUCGAUCGGCCUGAAAGGCCCCCCCACAACGACGAGCAACCGACAGAUAAGGUAGCCUGGCCUCGCACACAUGGGAGAGGGUGAGGGAAAGGUAUCACGUCCAUCAUAUUAGUCGCUGAUGGUGCCUGCCUGCCUAUCAGGAAUAUGGACUUCCCUGCCUCGACGGGUUGCCGCCCGAUGUCAUCACCACCGAGGGCCAUCGCAACAUCGUCAACAUCGAGUCCAUCUACCACAUGUGUGGCCCCGAAGGCGAGCACAUCACGGCGUAUCGGAUGGAGUGGAUCGAACGUAAGCAAGCACUCAUACAACACAACACAACACAACACACACAGGCAGUCAGGAGAGGAGCCAUGGACAUUCAUUCCGUUGGUCACGUGUGUGUCGUGGAUGUGUUGGGUGUGUGUGUUGGGUGUGUCUUCGAACAGUCACUUUGAGGCAGCUCAACUGCCGGCGCGAUUCCGCUUUGAUGGCUCGCAUUGCGGAUGGUGUGCUCGCGACUGUCGAGGAGUUUCACCGCCACAAAUUGGUGCACGGCGACCUGCAUGUGUGUGAGCCGCGCACACACAAAAGACAUGAUCUCAGCUAUGACAUCACUAUGGUGGGUGUGCAGGAAGGUAAUGUUGGUCUACGGAGGCUGGGUGACGACAGCUACGAGCCGGUGCUGAUCGACCUCGAUCGGCUGAGGAAGGACCCAUCCACGUCCGAAGGGCGACAACACGCAGUGAGACUACAUUGUCGUGUCUCUUCUGGUUGCUGUGUGCAGAUCGAUGGCUGUCUACAUUUUAUAUCUGUCGGCCCAUUGAGCAUCGCCACGUCAUCUUUUGUGUUGCUGAUCGACCGCAUUGAGGGCCCGGUGGCAUGACAGGUGCGUAAGUGAGACUAACAAGAGGCUGACACAUAGACACAUUACAUGUCAUGGGUUCUCUAUGUGUCUCCGUUUAUCUGGCCGCCUCGGCGGCCACCGAGCUUCCGUCGAGGGGCAUCCCACUCCGUCUCUUUCCGCACUCAAGAAGGACAUGGCCGUGAAGAGCACACAGGUGCGCACGUCAUCCACACCCGCACCCACACAUUCCCACUGUCUCUCUCUCUGUGCGUGUGUAUGCAGGUUCAGAAGUUGAGCUUGGACUUAGAGGCCGCGAACAAGGCAUCAAAGGACCAGUAGGUGGGCAUCAUGACACACACAUGAGGGUGUGUGUGCACUUCGAGCACGUGAGCAAGCGUCUGGAGGCUACCUCACCGCAUUCGCUAUGUCUGUCUAUGCACACAUACACACAAGUACGUCUCUGCGUGCUUGUGUGUGUGUGUGUGUGUAGUUGGUGCGAGAAAUGUGUAGCAUCACCGACGCCCUUCUGGCGCGUUUCGAGAGCUUGAAUGCCAACCCGCGGCUGACCAGCCUCAUCGGACGGCUGCAAGCACGCAACAGCCUCUUUCCCAAGGACGCACUGUCACGGGUAUGUGAUCCACUUGAAGUAGAAGAGAUCGACAGAAGACAGACCGACAGGCAUGAUGGGUAUGUAAAUGUGCCUGUAUGUCAUAGAGUCGUGUUUGGUCAUGUGUGGGUCUAUGACGUGCAGGCGAGGCGUGACAGCCGCUGCUGAAGAGUGCGAGGAUGGAAGACCGUCAGGGCUCACACCGCCCCGCCGACGACAAGAUGGUGCCACAUGCAGAGGCAGAGAUACAAAUGGAUGUUUGACUCUGUUGUGUCGAUUAAUUCAUUCUUGUGGCAGAGGAUCAGAGGACACUUUUGUCGGGAUCUUCGCGUCCCUCCUCAAAGAGUACGCAUGCGCACGAUGGGAUAUCAUGUCAGUGUGUGGACAUCAUGGGUGUGUGUGCACGUGCCUCUCAGGUUCUGGCAGCGCGUCGGCAAUCAGUCACCCACCACCACCGCAUCAUCAACCAGACCCCAAUGCCUCACCAUCGUCAUCAGGCCCCGCCAUGCCGCCGCCGUCCACUGCUGCUUCCGCGGCUCCUCAUGCAGCCGUUGGCCAACACCACCAAGGUCACUCAGAAUGGGUCUGGACUCACACAUGCAUGGCCACCACAUUACUUGGCACAUCUCUGUCUGUGUGCGUGUGCGUGUGCGCGGGCGUCUCAGGUGCCGGCAACGUGCCGAUGAGCAAGCAGCCAGCACCACAGCAGCAGCAGCAGCAAGUGAUGCAGCAGGGUAUGGCCACGACGAUGGGAUAUCAUGUCAGUGUGUGUCCAUCAUGUGUGUGUGUGCGUCCAUCUCAGCUUCUGGCAGCGGUCCGGCGACUACUCACGCAGCAACUCACCCACCACCACCGCAUCAUCAACCA
Molecule: messenger RNA, 3147 nt
Organism: Vitrella brassicaformis
Lineage: Eukaryota; Vitrellaceae
Source: the annotation of a GenBank genome assembly